AUGUCAUCUUCAGCUCAAUAUCAUGAGACUGAUGUCAAAUUAAAAGUGAAAAAAUCAAAAAACACUCCAAUUGAAUCAAAAUAUGAAAUAAAGUCAACUGAAAUAGAUGAAGAUUUAGAUCAAUUAAAAAGAAAUGAAUUUGAAGAAAAUAAAGAAACAAUUGAAUCAUGGAAAAAAUUAGAAUCUAUAUUAGCACCAAUUUUAUUUACAUUAUUAUCAUUCUUUGUUAGAUUUUAUCGUAUAUCAAUAAAUAAUAAUGUUGUUUGGGAUGAAGCACAUUUUGGUAAAUUUGGUUCAUAUUAUUUAAGACAUGAAUUUUAUCAUGAUGUUCAUCCUCCUUUAGGUAAAAUGUUAGUUGGUUUAUCUGGUUAUAUUGCUGGUUAUAAUGGAUCAUGGGAUUUUCCAAGUGGUGAACAAUUUCCUGAUUAUAUUGAUUAUACAAAAAUGAGAUUAUUUAAUGCAACUUUCUCAGCUUUAUGUGUUCCUUUUGCUUAUUAUACAAUGAAAGAAAUUGGUUUUAGUAUAUGGACUACAUGGUUAUUUACUUUAAUGGUAACUUUAGAAAGUUCUUAUGUUACCCUAGGUAAAUUUAUUUUAUUAGAUUCAAUGUUGUUGUUUUUCACUGUAACAACAGUAUUUUGUUUUGCAAGAUUUAAUAAUUUUAAUAAUAAAGAACAAGAAUUUGGUAGAAAAUGGUGGAAAUGGUUAUUUUUAACUGGUGUUUCUAUUGGUUGUGUUUGUUCAGUUAAAAUGGUUGGAUUAUUUGUAACUACUUUAAUUGGUAUUUAUACUGUAGUUGAUUUAUGGAAUAAAUUAGGUGAUAAAUCUAUAUCUUGGGUUAAAUAUGGUUAUCACUGGAUUGCAAGAAUUCUUGGAUUAAUUAUUAUACCAAUUACUAUAUUUAUGCUUUGUUUUAAAAUUCAUUUUGAUUUAUUAUAUAAAUCAGGUACUGGAGAUGCUAAUAUGUCGAGUUUAUUUCAAGCUAAUUUAAUGAAUUCAGAUGUUGGUGGAGGUCCAAGAGAAGUUUCAAUAGUUCAUUCAGUUGUAACUUUAAAAAACCAAGGAUUAACUGGUGGGCUUUUACAUUCUCAUGUUCAACAAUUUCCAGAAGGUUCAAAACAACAACAAGUUACAACAUAUGGUCAUAAAGAUUCAAAUAAUAAUUGGAUAUUUCAAAGACCAAGAGGUCAACCAUUUUAUGAUCCUUCAGGUAAUAAAACUGAUAUUGAAUAUAUUUUUGAUGGUAUGCAUGUUAGAUUAAUGCAUCCACAAACUGGUAGAAAUUUACAUACACAUGAGAUUCAAGCUCCCGUAACAAAAACUGAGUUAGAAGUUGCAUGUUAUGGAAAUUUAACUAUAGGUGAUAAUAAAGAUAAUUGGAUUAUUGAAAUUGCAGAACAAGCAAGUAAUGAAGAUAAAAUGAGAUUACAUCCAUUAACUACUUCAUUUAGAUUAAAAAAUGAAGUAAUGAAUUGUUAUUUAGGAGUUACUGGUGCUACAUUACCACAAUGGGGUUUUAGACAAGGAGAAGUUGCAUGUUUUAAAAAUCCUUUUAAAAAAGAUAAAAGAACUUGGUGGAAUUUAGAAAAUAAUAGAAAUGAAAUUUUACCACCAGCUCCAGAAGAUUUUAAAUUACCCAAAACAAAAUUUAUAAGAGAUUUUAUUCAAUUAAAUUUAGCAAUGAUGGCUACAAAUAAUGCUUUGUUGCCAGAUCCAGAUAAACAAGAUGAUUUAGCUUCAUCAUUUUGGCAAUGGCCUACAUUAAAUGUUGGUAUUAGAAUGUGUGGUUGGGGACCAGAUAAACCAAAAUAUUUUAUGAUUGGUUCACCUGCAACAACAUGGACUUCAACUUUUGGAGUUAUAUUUUUUGCAUUUUUAACAUUAUAUUAUUUAAUUAGAUGGCAAAGACAAUAUAUUGAUUUCCCUUCAACAAAUAAAUUAAAAUUAAAACAAUUUAUAAUGGGAGGAAUUUAUCCAAUGUUUGGUUGGGGAUUACAUUUUAUGCCAUUUGUUAUAAUGGGUAGAGUAACAUAUGUACAUCAUUAUGUACCAGCAUUAUAUUUUGCAAUGAUUGUAUUUUGUUAUGAAGUUGAAAGCUUUACAUCAUUUUUAAAGGGGAAAUUAUCAUUAAAAACAAGUAAAAUAUUAAAUUUUAUAAUAUAUUUAUCUUUAUAUUCAUUAAUUGGUUUUACAUUUUAUUAUUUUAGAUUUUUAUCUUGGGGUAUGGAAGGAGCAAAAGAAAAUUGGAAACAUUUAAAAUUAUUAGAAAGUUGGAGAGUAAGUGACGAUAAUUAUCAAUAA
This is a messenger RNA of Lodderomyces pseudojiufengensis, 2301 nucleotides long. RefSeq names its product dolichyl-phosphate-mannose-protein mannosyltransferase (gene PMT2). Lineage: Eukaryota; Fungi; Ascomycota; Pichiomycetes; Serinales; Debaryomycetaceae. The transcript has a single exon. Gene Ontology annotation, biological process: protein O-linked glycosylation via mannose. Gene Ontology annotation, cellular component: endoplasmic reticulum; membrane. Gene Ontology annotation, molecular function: dolichyl-phosphate-mannose-protein mannosyltransferase activity. The coding region runs from base 1 to 2301 and encodes 766 amino acids. The record is from RefSeq and is a predicted model, not a curated record.